UCCCCCCACUAUAUAUAACCUCAUCACCCUCCUCCCUCUUUUCAUCAAAUCAAAUCCAUCUCUUCAUAUAUAUAUAUCCCUCUCUCUUAAAUUAUUCCAAGCAAAAAAAAAAACUUCUCUACAAAAAAAAUAGAAAUGGAAAGUAAUCUACCGGUGAUAUCAAAAAAAGUGUGGAACAUGGUACGUGUGGUAUUCUUCAUGUUAAGAAAAGGCAUAUCAAAGGGAAAAUUAAUGAUGGACCUCAACAUGAUGCUCAAACGUCGCGGCAAGCUCGCCGGAAAAGCCAUUGCCAAUUUAAUGUUCCACCAUCACCACCACAAUCACGGCGGCUCUACAUCGAGCCGCCGCUCCCACGACUCACACCAUCAAUUCACUUCAUCAAGGGAGUAUGAAUUUAGUUGUAGCAACACUCCCAACAACUUUUUCCCAAUUGGGAAACGUCAUCGCCACAAUCACAAUCACACUCACAACCAUUUCUUCACUUGCGCUCAGAUGCCACCUACACAGGAUGAUGAGGUGGUGACCAUGAGCGCAAUGAAGGCAGUGUUGGAGAUGCUUAACACCGAAAGUUUAAUAGAAACAUCUCCAACAUUACCUGGAUUCGGAAAGAGUCCAAUGGUAAGACAAUUGAGAGUGACAGAUUCACCCUUCCCUCUAAGAGAAGAUGAUGAGAAGGACAAUCAGGUUGAUAAGGCAGCUGAAGAUUUCAUAAAGAGGUUUUACAGCCAAUUGAGGAAGCAGGAUUGAUUUAUUAAUAAAUUCAAACUACCUUGUUUAGUUAAUAAUUAAUGUGUCAUCGUUUGUUGUCGAUGUGUAACAUUUUCUUUUUUUGGAUAUUUUCAUGAUAUAUAAUCCCGAGUUGAAUGAUGUUAUUUUGAUUACAA
Molecule: messenger RNA, 884 nt
Organism: Cicer arietinum (chickpea)
Lineage: Eukaryota; Viridiplantae; Streptophyta; Magnoliopsida; Fabales; Fabaceae
Source: RefSeq, a predicted model, not a curated record